AUGUCGAAAAAGUAUGAAGGUCUUGCCGUAGGGAUAGACUGUGGAACAACGUAUUCAUGUGUUGUUGUGUGGCUUGAUGAACACAAUAGAGUUGAAAUUAUUCACAAUUAUCAAGGCAAUAGAACUACACGUUCUUUUAUUUCUUUCAAAUAUGAUCAAAGGUUGAUUGGUGAUGUUGUUAAAAAUCAGGCUGCUUUAAACCCUACGAGCACUAUCUUUGAUGCUAAGAGAUUGAUUGGUAGAAAGUUUAGUGAUUCUGUUGUUCAAAAUGAUAUGAGGAUGUGGCCAUUCAAGGUGAUUGCUGAUGACAAUGAUAAACAUGUGAUUAUUAUUCAAUACAAGGGUCAAGAGAAGCACUUUUCUGCGGAGGAAAUAUCGGCUAUGAUUCUUAAAAAGAUGCUAGAGGUUUCGGAAAAUUUUCUAUCCUCCGAGCGGAAAGCCACCAUAGAAGCUGGUGCUAUUGCUGGCCUUAAUGUCAUUAAGAUAAUCAAUGAACCUAUUACUGCAGUUAUUGCAUAUGGUCUUGACAAGAAAAGUGAUUGUGAUGGAAAGCGAAAUAUUUUUGUCUUUGAUCUUGGUGGUGGAACUUUUGAUGUUGCUAUUCUCACAAUUAAAGUGGUUGAGGUUUACGAGGUUAGCAAGAUCCUAGAUUUAAUUGUUUAUAAAAUGAAAAGUCCUUUAAAGAAGGACUUUAAUUUAAAGUUGACCGCUCAAGAAUGCGGGGAGAUCAACAAUGCAAUGACUAUGGCUGUGAAUAUGCUUGAUGAGAACAGCAAAGAGAAAGACAUUGAUUUUCUUGAGGGUCAUCUAAAGAAGCUGGAGGACAUGUUGGAUCUCCUUGAACCCAAAACUGCUAUUAAGGAAAUCAACCACAAAUUUUCAUUCUAA
Lathyrus oleraceus (garden pea) is the source of this 888-nucleotide messenger RNA. RefSeq names its product heat shock cognate 70 kDa protein 2. The record is from RefSeq and is a predicted model, not a curated record. The transcript is spliced from 4 exons. NCBI's taxonomy places the organism in Eukaryota, Viridiplantae, Streptophyta, Magnoliopsida, Fabales, Fabaceae. Gene Ontology annotation, molecular function: ATP-dependent protein folding chaperone; ATP binding. Bases 1 to 888 code for a protein of 295 amino acids.